Molecule: messenger RNA, 1166 nt
Organism: Helianthus annuus (common sunflower)
Lineage: Eukaryota; Viridiplantae; Streptophyta; Magnoliopsida; Asterales; Asteraceae
Product: nuclear transcription factor Y subunit A-7
Exons: 6
Coding region: 181-738 (185 amino acids)
Biological process (GO): regulation of transcription by RNA polymerase II
Cellular component (GO): CCAAT-binding factor complex
Molecular function (GO): DNA-binding transcription factor activity, RNA polymerase II-specific; RNA polymerase II cis-regulatory region sequence-specific DNA binding
Source: RefSeq, a predicted model, not a curated record
UUGUAGAGGCAAAACCUCCAUCCUGGUUUUCCACAAACAAAUUGGGUGAAUCUCUACCACGCGAUUGUCCACACCAUUCUUACGCAAAACGACAAUUAGUUUUUUCCGUUAGCGGCGGAGAAUUCGGCAACCUUUUUACUCAGAUUUAAGUUCAUCAAAGUCUGUGGUUGACACAGCAUCAUGUCCUCUGCUGCUCCUGAGAUUCCUGACGAUAAUCAAAGUGAUAUCGGGCAAAGCGAAAAGGAUGGUCAGAUUCCGUCCCCACCUCCUGCAACUGCAAAUGGCGUAUCUCAUCCUUCAAACGUCCAAUACCCAACAUUGGGGCAAGUGGCUUAUCCUUAUCCAGACCCAUACUACAGGGGUCUGUUCCCUCCCUAUGAAGCACAACCAUAUCCAACUCACCCGUAUCCGGUGCAACCUAUGGUACACCUUCAGUUGAUGGGAAUUCAGCAAGGUGGUGUUCCUCUCCCAUCAGAUGCAGUUGAGGAGCCGGUUUUUGUUAACGCUAAACAAUAUCAUGGCAUCUUGAGGCGGAGACAAUGUCGUGCAAAAGCUGAAUCUGAAAAUAAAGCUCGCAAGUCUAGAAAGCCAUACUUGCAUGAAUCACGACAUUUGCAUGCACUGAGAAGAAGCCGAGGGUGUGGUGGUCGAUUUGAGAAAAAAGAUAAGCAACAAACGGAGGGUUCUGAUGACAAUUCUCAGGUGAAAAAUAUCAAUCUCAACUCAGAUAAAAUCUAGAAAAUUACUUCAAAAAUUAUUCAAGCUUUUCUGCAGAAUCUGGUGUAUAGUCUAGUCAAGGUUGGCGCUUUCUAGUUUUCUAGUUUUCGUGUUGUGUUUUCGUCGUCUUUCAUACCCUCGAUCGGUUUUUGCUUUUGUUGAACUCAAGUUGUAUUCCGAAGUAGCAAGGCGGUAUUUUUUUUUGUAUUUUGAUUAUGUUGAUGUUAUGGCUGAUAUAUUGAAUAAGUUGUGGUAUCUUUGUACACCUAUCAAUGUAUUGAGUGGCCUUUUCUUUCAUGGUUGAAGCUAGAAACAGAAUUUUGGCUGGUGCACUAGUGACUAGAUGAUCAUACCCUAGUCCACCAUCAUUUGAAUUAUUUAGAAUGUUGUAAAUUUUCUUUCAUGGACAGAUGUACAAUUAAUUGUAUGGCUUUAUAAAAGUUCCUUAU